Molecule: messenger RNA, 846 nt
Organism: Larimichthys crocea (large yellow croaker)
Lineage: Eukaryota; Metazoa; Chordata; Actinopteri; Sciaenidae
Product: amyloid protein-binding protein 2-like
Exons: 3
Coding region: 16-672 (218 amino acids)
Biological process (GO): proteasome-mediated ubiquitin-dependent protein catabolic process; intracellular protein transport
Cellular component (GO): Cul2-RING ubiquitin ligase complex
Molecular function (GO): protein binding; ubiquitin-like ligase-substrate adaptor activity
Source: RefSeq, a predicted model, not a curated record
GCCUCAUUUCAUUUCAUGCCAAAAAAUGACACGGACUUCAUCAUCCUCUCAGCUCUGAUUCUGGAGGAGAUCGCCAUCGACUGCCACAACAAGGAGACAGAAGAGCGCCUCCUGCAGGAGGCUCAUGACCUUCACCUCUCCUCACUGCAGCUGGCCAAGAAGGCCUUCGGAGAGUUCAACGUCCAGACAGCCAAACACUACGGCAACCUCGGACGACUCUACCAGUCCAUGAGGAAGUUCAAGGAGGCAGAGGAGAUGCACAUCAAAGCCAUCCAGAUUAAAGAGCAGCUUCUGGGCCACGAGGACUACGAGGUGGCUCUGUCUGUGGGUCACCUGGCCUCCCUCUACAACUACGACAUGAACCAGUAUGAAGACGCAGAGAGGCUCUACCUGCGCUCCAUCGCUAUCGGUAAGAAGCUGUUCGGAGAAGGUUAUAGCGGGCUGGAGUACGACUACCGAGGCCUGAUCAAACUCUAUAACUCAGUGGGAAACUACGAGAAGGUGUUUGAAUACCACAACAUACUGUCCAACUGGAACCGGCUGAGGGACCGGCAGUUUGCCGUCGCAGACGCCCUGGAGGACGUCAAUACUACGCCCCAGCAGACCCAGGAAGUGGUACAAGCUUUCCUAUUGGCUCAGAGCCUUGGCCCCACCCGUCCCUGUCUCGGCUGAUUUUUAUGAGGGAAGAAAGGAAACAAGGACACGUGGGCUUUAGCCUGGAGAGGACACAUGAUGAGCCCUAAUGUGAUGCUUCAGUUGCACACAGUUAAUUAGUAAUACACAGUAAAUUCAAGCAUCACCGGCAUGUCAGGUGACUUUAUGGUCACUGCAGCUGCCAGUUCUCUC